AUGGCUACUACAAGCGCCGAUAACAAUGCAAACUCUGUGAGUAUUCAACACCACCCCCAAAGUACUUCCUCCACUUCAUCGCAACUGAAUCAUCAAAAAUCUCAAGUCACACCUACCGAUAAACAAUUCAACGUCACCAAUACUGCUAUUGCUACAAGUAAUGCAAUUCAAGAUGAAAAUUCUCAUCAUAACUUUGAUUGGGAUGCACAAACUGAGGAAUGGAAUAUUAAUCAAUAUGGAUCAAACUUGGAUGAACGUUCCUCACCGGAUCGACCUGCUGAAAGACCUACUCGAUUCUCUUCAUCGCCUUACUCAUCUGGUUUAGAAUCGCCGUCUUCUCCAAUGGAAAAUACCAGAAGGCGUACAAUUGAAAAACAAAACAAGAUGAAAUCAUCGAGAAAGCAUGAAAAAACGAAAAUUAUUAACAAAAUUAAAUCAUUUUAUGAAAUAGGAGAAUGGGACGAGGAGGAUCAAGACUAUGAUGAUUUUUCAGAAGAGGAACAACCAUCAAACAAUAUCCAAGAUCGAUCUCGAAUGAUGAUUAAUGAAGUUGAUGAACUAAUUGAACGACUGCUGGAAAUUAAAAGGAAUUUGGAGAAAAAUUGUAAAUAA
Molecule: messenger RNA, 612 nt
Organism: Naegleria lovaniensis
Lineage: Eukaryota; Heterolobosea; Eutetramitea; Acrasida; Naegleriidae
Exons: 1
Coding region: 1-612 (203 amino acids)
Source: RefSeq, a predicted model, not a curated record